UGAUGAGAAUUCUAUAGAUCGGUAACUUUCGGCAAAUCUCGGCUUUCUUCGGAUUUGCUCGGGUUUCUCGCUUAUAUAGCAUAAUUCACUAUAGUAGUGGCCGUUUGAUCACGUUGACAUUCAGUUUCAUAUUUCCUAAAUUCAAAUUUUUUUAUUAAACGUCAUUUGAGACUCCUUGAAAAGAUAGUAAUAUUUAUUUGGUCUUCUUCGAAAUGUAUUGAACAAUGUAACGGGACAUGAUCGUUUUAUAAUGGUUUUAUAAACGGAUUCAAAGCAGAAAGAAGGACGCAGAUCUACGUGCUUUGUGAGAAUUGAUACGAACUUUACGUUCUUAUAAACCGGCACAUGUAAACUCAUCGAUCAAAAGGGAAUGUUUGUUUUGCUUCUCUCUGCCUUUGAGUUUCAAGCCAUCGCGAAGGUUAGACCGAACGACAGUACGAUCACUUGACGACCAGAUUUUACAUUAUAUACACUUGAAUUAAACAAUGGCUGGCAGUGGAGAACUUUGGGUACAGUGUUUCACCUGCUGUCUAACGCAACAAGGACCAAGAACACGUAAUGGAAGACAGAGAUCACAUCAAAGGCUAAGGAUAGAUCGCAGUAUGAUAGGUGUACCUACAAACUUUAGACAUACUGGGCAUAUUAGCAGUGGAGAUGUUGAUAUGAGCAGUGCACAAUUGUCAAAUAUUCAGGCACAAAUGCAAAUGAAAGGAGGCUAUGACUAUGCAUGUACUGCUAAGGCAUGUUGAAAAUAGUUAUAAAGUAUUUUUAGACUGGCCUGCGAACAAUCAUGCAACAGGACUAAAAGAACGACUGAGUUUUUAAUGUUUACAAAUAUUUGUGUUCCUUAAUACAAACUAUAUAUGCAGAUAUUUAAAAACUUAUUUAGGAAACAUUUUGAAUAUAUUUAAUGAUCAGACAAAACCAAGUUUUAAAACACUGUUAUUCAUAAAAGUAUGUUGAAUAUACCACAAUGAAAAUUAUAGUCUAUGCAAAAACAAUUUUACAAUCAAUAUUGAAGUUAUAGUUACAAGGUGCAUCUAACUUUCCACGCAUUGUUUAGAUCUGUAUUUUCAUAGAAAGACUGGAUACUUAAUAGAAACAGACACUGCCAUAUAACGUGUAACAUUUUACUGGUGCAUUUUUUCUUAUAUAAUAUAUACAAUUAUUCUUCCAGUUUAAAAAAUGAAUGUUUAUUGACAUAUAUGGUACCAUACUAACAUAUUAAUUGUUAUAUUACACGUUAAUCGUAUUUACUUGUUUUUUCUUAUAUGGGAACGACUUUUUGCAGUACUAGAUUUAUCCUUAAUAAGUAUUAGAUAAUGUUUUUAUACUUCCAAGUGAGAAUGUUAGUAGUACUUCAUGUUAGUAGUACUCGUGUAAAAAGAAGAAAUGAAAGGAUGUAUUUUGCAUAGUUCACCUGUGCUGAUUAAUGGAUAAAUAUUUUAGCGUAUAUACGGUGAACGCCCACGUUCACAAAGCACGGCCCAUUUUUCCUAUUUCUGUAUCCACCCCUGAAUAGGGUGUAUAAACCUACAUUAGGUAACUUUUGGAAUGUAGAUGUCU
Molecule: messenger RNA, 1566 nt
Organism: Megachile rotundata (alfalfa leafcutting bee)
Lineage: Eukaryota; Metazoa; Arthropoda; Insecta; Hymenoptera; Megachilidae
Gene: Spec2
Product: CDC42 small effector protein Spec2
Biological process (GO): regulation of Rho protein signal transduction
Cellular component (GO): plasma membrane
Molecular function (GO): small GTPase binding
Source: RefSeq, a predicted model, not a curated record